Messenger RNA from Pogona vitticeps (central bearded dragon), 4262 nucleotides. The record is from RefSeq and is a predicted model, not a curated record. Lineage: Eukaryota; Metazoa; Chordata; Lepidosauria; Squamata; Agamidae.
GUUAGCUUCUGGGGUGGGCCGUGCGUUCUGACGGGAGGUCGUGCCCGAAGCCAAAAUGAGCAGCACAUCUUAGUCUAAAGUGUUCACUGCCGGGAGCCCUGCCUUAGGAGAGGCCUUUAGAACAUUUUAGAAGGGGUGUUGGUGUUGGUGGAGAAGUCGGGUCUCGGCUCUAGAGCGGUGUUCUAGAAAAGCGGGGCAGCCACGAUUUCACCCCCAGGGCUGAAGGCUCCCCACCCCUGGCGCAGGGACCCUUCACCUGCAGGCUGGAGUCCAGCAAACGAGAAAGAUUUGCUCGAGUGGCUCCGUAAAGAGAAUGCCGGGAGGGUAAAUUGAGGUGGAUUCUGCCAGGGUUCAAAGUCCUCCCUGGUCAAAGCCUGGUGGUGCUGAAUAUCAGACGCUGGGGAUAAGAAAACAAGAGGAAGGCAGCCACAUUUAUACUCUGGACCAUCUGGAGGCAUUUAACUGCUCGCUGUGGGACAUAAUAUAAGUUUUAGAAAAUGUGGGCCGGGAGGUUUUUCCAAGCCCUCCUCGACCACCAUGCCGGGAAGCCACGAAUCCUCCAGCGGUUUCGGCUUCGCUCUCUGACCUCGAUGUUGGGCAGGACGUCUUCUUCCUGUCCGUACAAAGCUGUCAUCUUUGAUAUGGGUGGCGUCCUCCUGCCUUCCCCAUUCAGAGUGGCUGCAGACUGGGAGGUUCGGAAUCGUGUCCCCACCGGCACCAUCGUGCAGGCGAUAAUAUCGGGAGGGAAGGACGGAUCCUGGAUGAGGUACAUGAGAGGGGAGCUGACACCAGCCGAGUUUCUUCAGGAGUUUGGGCAGCAGUGCUCCAUGAUCGCAAAUGCCUCUGUUCCGGUGGAUUCCUUCUUUUCCGAAUUAACCGGCCACCAAAUGUCAGAACAGCACCCUGUUAUGACCGAAGCGAUAAAGUGCCUCCGAUCUGAAGGGCUCAAGACCGCUGUUUUGAGUAACAAUUUUUAUCUGCGCAGCGGCGAAAGCUUCCUGCCCCUCGACCGAAAGCAGUUUGAUGUGAUCGUCGAGUCCUGCCGGGAACGGGUGUGUAAACCAGAUCCUCGGAUCUACGAAAUUUGCCUGGAGCGCUUGGGGGUUCCUGCCAAGGAGUCCAUCUUCCUGGAUGACAUUGGGCAGAACCUGAAAACUGCGGGUCAGCUUGGCAUGAAAACGGUGAAGGUUGAAGACCCGGCCUCUGCUAUCCGCGAGUUAGAGAGCCAUCUGGGUUUCCCUCUGCGGGCGUUUGCCCCUUACACGUGUCCUGUGCGGCCGACAAUGGAGAUCCCCAAAGAGCCCCUCGAGAAAUACCUUAGGAAUGUUUUAGGAGUUCAGGCAAAAGGGCCUCUGAUGCUGCGACAGUUCAGCCACGGGCAGUCCAAUCCAACAUACUACCUCAGUCUGGGAGAUUUUCAGCUGGUUUUGAGGAAGAAACCGCCCGGCAAACUUUUGCCCUCAGCUCAUGCUGUGGAGAGAGAGUACAGGGUUAUGAAGGCCCUUGCUGAGGCUGGCGUUCCAGUGCCCAAGGUCUUGGCCUUAUGUGAAGAUUCCAGCAUCAUCGGCACCCCUUUCUACAUCAUGGAGCACUGCAACGGCCGGAUCUUCAAGGAGCCCUCGCUUCCAAAGCUGGAGCUGAGCCAGCGGGGUGAGAUUUAUAGGGCCAUGAACGAGGUCCUCUGCAAGAUCCACAGCGUGGACGUGAAGGCGGCUGGCCUGGAAGACUACGGGAAACAUGGUCACUACAUUGAGCGGCAGGUCCAGACCUGGGGCAAACAAUACCGGGCCACCGAGACGCACACCAUCCCGGCCAUGGAGAGGCUCCUGGAGUGGCUCCCGUCCCAUCUGCCAGCCCGCGAACGUCUGUCCGUUGUGCACGGAGAUUUCAGGUUGGAUAACCUCAUCUUCCACCCGGAGAAGCCAGAGGUGGUCUCCGUCUUGGACUGGGAGCUUUCCACCCUGGGCAACCCUCUUUCUGACGUGGCGUACAGCUGCCUGGUCUACUAUUUGCCCUCUCACUUCAGCAUCUUAAAAGGGUUGAGGGACCUCGACCUUCACCAGCUGGGCAUCCCCACAGCCGAGGCCUACGUCCAGAUGUAUUGUGAGCGCAUGGGCAUGCAGCCGGUGGAGGACUGGAACUUCUACAUGGCCUUCUCCUUCUUCAGAAUCGCUGCCAUCCUGCAGGGAGUGUACAAGCGCUCACUCACAGGUCAGGCCAGCUCGGACACAGCCAGAAGCGGCGGGAAACAGGCCGAGUUCAUGGCGAACCUCGCCUGGGACUUUGCCACGAAAGAGGGCUUCCGGGUCUUCAAAGACUCCCCCGUCUCCCUGCCUCCCAGCCGGCCGUUCAGCACGUGGGCCGACCCGAGGCGAUGGCAGCCAAGGAGGGACUAUUCCACGCAGGCACCCACGUCCCAGUCCCACUUGGUUCUCUCUCCCGACGGGCUUCCAAGUCAUGUCCAGGAUUUGUAUCACAAGCUCAAAAAGUUCCUAGAGGCCCACAUCUACCCCUCCGAGCAGCUUCUGCGAGACCACCAGGCCUCCUCGGAGAGAUGGACGCCCCACCCACUCACAGAAACCCUCAAGGAGAAGGCCAAGUCUGAGGGUCUCUGGAACCUUUUCCUGCCUCUGGAGAGCGAUCCCGAGGUGAAGUACGGAGCAGGCCUGACCAACGUGGAGUACGCCCACCUGUGCGAGCUGAUGGGGACGUCGGUUUAUGCGCCCGAGGUGUUCAACUGUUCGGCCCCAGACACCGGCAACAUGGAGGUGCUAGUGCGUUACGGCACGGACGCGCAGAAGGAGCGCUGGCUGCAGCCCCUGCUGGAAGGCAAGAUCCGCUCGUGCUUCGCCAUGACUGAGCCGCAGGUUGCUUCCUCUGAUGCCACCAACAUCGAGGCUUCCAUUGUCGAGGAGAAAGACGCCUACAUCCUGAACGGGCGGAAGUGGUGGAUUUCAGGCUCCCUGGACCCCUGCUGCAAGCUCUGCAUCUUUAUGGGCAAGACGGACCCCACCGCUCCCAGGCACCGGCAGCAGUCGAUGGUCCUGGUUGCCAUGGACACCCCGGGAAUCACCGUCACCAGGCCCCUCAGUGUCUACGGCUUGGAGGACGCUCCAGCCGGCCACGGGGAGAUCACCUUUGAAAACGUCCGCGUCCCUAAGGAGAACCUCUUGCUGGGCCCCGGCCGAGGCUUUGAAAUAGCCCAAGGCAGGCUGGGCCCGGGAAGGAUCCACCACUGCAUGAGGCUGAUCGGCUCCGCAGAGAGAGCACUGGCUCUCAUGAAAGAACGGGUAGCCUCUCGUGUGGCCUUCGGGAAGCCCCUGGCUGAACAGGGCACCAUCAGGGCUGACAUUGCCGAGUCCCGCAUGGAGAUCGAGCAGGCCCGGCUCCUUGUCCUAAAGGCCGCCCACCUCAUGGACACCGUCGGGAAUAAGGAGGCAGCUUGUGAGAUUGCCAUGAUCAAAGUGGUGGCUCCGAGGGUGGCUCAGCGUGUCAUCGACCGGGCGAUCCAAGCCUUUGGAGCCGCUGGGCUCAGCAACGACCAGCCGCUGGCACAAGCUUUUGCCUGGGCACGAGCCCUCCGCUUGGCUGAUGGCCCCGACGAAGUCCACCGGGCAGCCGUCACUAAAAUGGAAUUGAAAACAACAGCAAAGAGAGGACCGGCGGCGGAUUGAAGUCCUGGCGGCUGCAGUUGACAUAAAAAGAGUCUCUUGGAUAAAGGGCUCCGUAGACCAAGCGGGUCUCUUUAUGGUUUGGCCUCCCAACUGAUUUCUCUGGGUCGCUGCAGCACACAGAACUCUGCCGAUUACGGGCGGGUGGGGAAAUAGAUCGCAGGGAAAUGAUGCACGUGAGAUUCAACCCAAUCCUCACUGAUGCUGCUUGGGUUGUGUGUCCUUGAAUAUAUACUGGGGGAACACCCAGAAUUCACUGACAGCUGGAACCUUUCUGUUUUUCUUGACUGCCAAGACAAGAAAGGUGUUUUGUUUUGUUUUUUUUGCCCAGUCCCCUUUGAGGAGACUCGGCUACUAUGCAAGCCAAUGUUUGUCUUUAUAUUCUGCUUUUUGGCAUCCUUUUUGGUGGGGGGGGGGCAGAGAAGAUGUUACUGAUACCACCCACCAUUAUUACCCCCACCCCAUGGACUCUGCCAGACAACUGUUAUCCGGUUUCACACCCUGAUGGCCAUUCACUGAGAGAUUUAUCACAAGAGUGGAAAUCAACAGACUUGAUUCUGAAUUAGCAAAAUAAACAUGGUUGCCUUUGGA